GUCUUCAUUCCUAAAAUGUUAGAUUUCCUCCCAGAAUCAGACAGUGAGGUCGGUUUCGAAACUCUUAGCUCGAUGGGUAGCGACGAGAGUUGCAGUAGUUUUAGUCGUCUUUCCUUUGAUGCUCUUGAGAUCCCUGCGAAAACGCCAUCUCUGUCACCAGAAAAUCUCAACUUGAAGCCUCACAGGUCGUCUGAUUCUGCCUGGGAAGCCAUACGUUUCGCUUCUUUUGGCCGGAAAGACGGCUUAAACUACAGAGAUUUCAAGCUUAUUCGUCCUAUUGGGAGUGGGGACCUUGGGAAGGUUUACCUCUGCCGUCUCAGGAGCGAAGGGAGCUGUUUUUACGCCAUGAAAGUGGUGGAUAAAGAAGUUCUGGCAUUGAAGAAAAAAAUUGAGAGGUCUGAGACUGAGAAGAGGAUUCUGAAGAUGUUGGAUCAUCCAUUCUUGCCGACUUUGUAUGCUGAAUUCGAUGCUUCACAUUACUGUUGCGUAGUCAUGGAGUAUUGCUCAGGUGGUGAUUUGCAUACUCUCAGACACAGACAGUCUGGAAAACGUUUCCCGUUGAGGUCUGCAAGGUUUUACGCGGCGGAGGUUCUUUUAGCCUUGGAGUACCUUCACAUGCUGGGAAUCAUCUACAGAGACCUAAAGCCCGAGAACGUGUUGAUCAAAUCGGACGGUCACAUCAUGCUAUCUGACUUUGACCUAUCACUCUGCUCCGAUGCAAUCCCAGCCGUUGAAACCUCUGACUUUUCCUCCCCUGACCCCACUACCACCGCCUCAUCGUAUGACUUCUCGUCAACCGGAACCGGCCGUUCACGUAAAGUCUCCUCACUCUGGUGUCUUCCGAACUGGCUCUUCCGGUCACGAAAGAUACGGACGGUGGCAACGACCAGGCAGUUCGUCGCCGAGCCGGUAACCGCCCGGUCAUGUUCCUUUGUUGGGACCCACGAGUACGUAUCACCAGAAGUCGCGGCUGGUAAAUCACACGGUAACGCUGUAGACUGGUGGGCCCUGGGGAUCUUCAUCUACGAGUUGAUUUACGGACGUACGCCAUUCUCGGGCGAGAACAACGAGGCAACUCUGCGAAACAUACUGAAAAAGCCCUUGUCUUUCCCAACUGGAUCACCGUCCAGUGGAUCAGAAAUGUACGCUCGAGAUCUCAUCUCGAGGUUGCUGGUCAAAGAUCCUUCACAACGGCUGGGAUCAAAAAGAGGGGCUGCUGAGGUGAAGACACACCCUUUUUUCAAGGAUAUUAACUUCGCUCUCAUAAGGUCGUCAAUACCACCGGAGAUUUCCGGUCUCCGGCGAUCUAAGACCACUUCGAUGUCUACUAAGACGGCUUUUGACUACUUUUGAAGUUCUGAGUAGGAAGGAUGGGUAUUCGUUAGCCACGUGGCAUCAUCAUAGUCU
This is a messenger RNA of Telopea speciosissima, 1407 nucleotides long. RefSeq names its product protein kinase PINOID-like. Gene Ontology annotation, cellular component: plasma membrane; cytoplasm; nucleus. The coding region runs from base 16 to 1353 and encodes 445 amino acids. Gene Ontology annotation, molecular function: protein serine/threonine kinase activity; ATP binding. Gene Ontology annotation, biological process: protein phosphorylation. The transcript has 2 exons. The record is from RefSeq and is a predicted model, not a curated record. Lineage: Eukaryota; Viridiplantae; Streptophyta; Magnoliopsida; Proteales; Proteaceae.